Funneliformis mosseae is the source of this 159-nucleotide messenger RNA. The record is from the annotation of a GenBank genome assembly. NCBI's taxonomy places the organism in Eukaryota, Fungi, Glomeromycota, Glomeromycetes, Glomerales, Glomeraceae.
AUGCAAGCAUUUUCUGCAAAUCAAACAAUUACAGGAGAUGUUUUAAAAGCAAAAGCAUGUAUUUUUGCACAAUUGCUUAAUAUAGAAAAAUUUUCUGCAUCAGAUGAUGAUGAAAAAGCAAAACUUCAAAAUAUUAUUAGUGAAUAUGAACUUGAAAAU